AUAGAUAUCUGGUUUUACUCCACAGAAUUUUGUUGACACACACACACUGACACACAUACACAGCAAAAGAUUGCUGACGCGACCCUUGUUUGAUCUCUGAUUGGCCUCCUCCGCUUGUUGUGGGCGUGGUUUAUUUUUGGGAGCAGGAGUUUGAUGCGUUCACUGACAGCACGAAGCGACGCUGAGUGAAUGAAAAAAAUGGAGAAAAAGCCGAACAGAGAUGUUUAAUUAGACCGAAGACCUUAUCAUUUUGAUAAUAAAUCGUGGGUAAUUAUCUUUGGCUCAACCUCAGACUCUCUACAUUGUCGCGACUUUGUUUUUAUUGUGAAACUGGAGGAGAUAGUGGUUUUUUUUUGUGGGCUCGCGACCGGAAAAUGAAUUUAUGGUACAGUUGUUAAAUGGAGCAGCAGCCGUUGGUGAGCUCUGGAAGCGGUGAGUCGUCGUCUGGAUCAGACACUUUGUCCGAGGGAGGAGAUGUGUCGCCGCAAGUGGACAUCAAAGUUUUGGUGUCAGAAAAUGUCUCCGACAUCGAAGCAGAAGACGGUAGAAAUGAAGAGGCCGACAAGGAGCCGCCUGAGGAAGAAGAAUGUAGUGAAGAUGAAAACGAAAAGUUUGACAACAUCCUGUACCCUCCAUCCAGAUCCCUCAGGAAGUUUAGUAACCCAGAGUUGAGCCUGAACUUUGGAUUCAGCCCUGCUUUCAAACUGAAACGGCAACUCAGUGAGGAUGUUAAACAUCUCCGAAGGAGGAGCCUGGGGGGUGGCCUCACUGGAAAAUACCUUUUGCUGCCCACCAACCCCCAGCAGGCAGUAACAACAUGGCAGCUGUCAUCUGAGAUCCAUAAUCUGCUCCGUAUGUGCUACCAGAACCUCGGAAAGUCUGACCCCUCCCUCACAUCCAGCCUGAAAGAGCUGAGUCUACCGAGAAGAGGCAGUUUCUGCAGAACAAGCAACAGAAAAAGCCUGAUUGGCAGCGGACAGUCUUCAGGUUUACCACGACCCCACUCUCCACUCUCAUCACUUACAGGAACAAGCCCACAGGACAGUCCCAGAAAUUUUUCUCCGAGUGCCUCUGCUCAUUUCUCCUUUGCACGAAGUCAUUGCUACAGAGCAGACAGAACUGAUGGUCGCCGUUGGUCCUUGGCUUCGCUUCCCUCCUCUGGCUAUGGCACCAACACACCCAGCUCCACCAUCUCUUCAUCCUGUUCAUCACAGGAGAAGCUGCACCAGCUGCCUUUCCAGCCGACACCUGAUGAACUGCACUUCCUCUCCAAGCACUUCUGCACCGAGAGCAUCUCCGGAGACGAAUGUCGUCGAGCAACAGCCAUGCGGCCGCGCUCACGCAGUCUCAGCCCUGGAAGAUCUCCUUCGUGUUAUGACAAUGAGAUUAUUAUGAUGAAUCACGUCUACAAGGAGCGUUUUCCGAAGGCCACAGCUCAAAUGGAGGAGAAGAUUCAGGAGAUCAUCAGCAACAACUCGACAGACAGCGUCCUCCCUUUAGCAGACGGCGUGCUCGGCUUUGCUCACCACCAGAUAAUUGAAUUGGCCCGUGACUGUCUGGAGAAGAGCCGCCUCGGUCUCAUCACCUCCAGUUACUUCUGCGAGCUCACCGACAAGCUGGAGCGCCUCGUUCAGGAAUCCACAGAGAGGUCAGAAAGCGAGGAGGUGAACUUCAUCAGAGAGGUGGUGAAGAAGUUCCUCAUCGUCAUCGCCCGACCAGCUCGACUGCUGGAGUGUCUGGAGUUUGAUCCGGAGGAGUUCUACCACCUGUUGGAGGCUGCUGAGGGACACGCCAAAGAGGGCCAGGGCAUCAAAACAGACAUCCCACGUUACAUCAUCAGCCAGCUGGGCCUCACGCGAGAUCCUCUCGAAGAAAUUGCUCAGCUGACGAACUGUGACAGUGGCAUUGCAGAGACUCCUGAGACGGAUGACUCUUCUCAGAGCCUGAGCAUCGCCUGGCGGACCCGCCGUAAACCCUGUGAAAUGGACUUUGAGAUGACAAAACUCAUCAGUAACGGUGCCUACGGAGCUGUUUAUCUGGUUCGACACAAGGAAACAAAGCAGCGGUUUGCCAUGAAAAAGAUCAACAAGCAGAACCUGAUGUUGAGAAACCAGAUCCAGCAGGCCUUUGUGGAGAGAGACAUCCUCACCUUUGCUGAGAACCCUUUUGUAGUGUCCAUGUACUGCUCCUUUGAGACACGACGACACCUGUGCAUGGUCAUGGAGUAUGUGGAAGGGGGAGACUGCGCCACCCUUUUGAAGAACAUGGGGCCACUCCCUGUAGAUAUGGCCAGGAUGUACUUUGCAGAAACAGUUCUGGCUCUGGAGUAUCUCCACAACUAUGGCAUCGUCCACAGAGACCUCAAACCAGACAAUUUGCUCAUCACCUCCAUGGGCCACAUUAAACUGACAGAUUUUGGCCUAUCCAAAGUGGGGCUGAUGAAUAUGACUACUAAUCUGUACGAGGGACAUAUAGAGAAAGAUGCCAGAGAAUUCUCUGAUAAGCAGGUUUGUGGAACCCCAGAGUAUAUUGCUCCAGAGGUCAUUCUUCGGCAAGGCUACGGAAAGCCGGUGGAUUGGUGGGCUAUGGGCAUCAUCCUGUACGAGUUCCUCGUGGGCUGUGUACCCUUUUUUGGAGACACACCAGAAGAACUGUUUGGGCAGGUCAUCAGUGAUGAAAUCAACUGGCCUGAGGGAGAGGACGCGCCGCCUGCCGACUCUCAGGAGCUCAUCUCGUUGCUGCUCCGACAGAAUCCUCUGGAAAGGAUGGGCACAGGUGGGGCUGCUGAAGUGAAGCAGCAUCGUUUUUUCCACAACCUGGACUGGAAUGGACUGCUGAGACAGAAGGCUGAGUUUAUUCCUCAGCUGGAGUCUGAGGAUGAUACCAGCUACUUUGACACUCGCUCUGAGAGGUACCAUCACCUGGAGACAGAGGGAGAGGAUACAAACGAUGAAGACUUCAAUGUAGAGCUGCGGCAGUUUUCCUCUUGUUCGCACAGAUUCUCUAAGGUUUACAGCAGCCUGGAUCUGUCCCGUGGGCACCUGGAGGAGAAAGGAGAGAUGGAGAAGAGUGAGAGCCCACCAACUGUGGACUCACUCAGCUGGACUCCAGACUAUGCUGAAAUGUCCUCGCUGUCCCACUCCACAGACACAGAGGGCACGAAUCAGGGUCUGCGCCCAGGCCUGCUACCAAAGUUUGCCAUUUCAGCUGAGAGUGAAGGGGAAGAGACAUCAGGCCUCGGUGAACCCAGCAAAGCCUCCUCCUCCUUGGGAGAGCUGUUGCCAGAUGAGCUUGACGCCACCACGCCCGGCAGCACACACAGUGGAGCCACACUCUCUGGAAGUUUCUCUGAACAUUUGGACCAGCUGACCCCGAGAGGUGAGGGUGUGGAGAGUCCUGAAAGUCCCAGCAACACAUCCGAACAACAGAUCGCUCAGACGACCUCUGUGCAGCCUAACUCUUCUGGUGAGAAAACUGGACCUGGUUCCAAAGUCCCAAAGUCUGUCUCGACUGGUGCCCUCUCCCUUACGAUACCAGGAGAUAUCUUUGGGGUGUCUCCUCUGCCCAGCCCUCUUUCUCCUUACUCCCUCUCCUCAAACCCUUCCUCGAGAGAUUCUUCACCAAGUCGAGACUCCUCCCUCUGUACUGCCAACUUGCGACAGCCUGUCAUCAUUCACAGCUCUGGGAAGAAGUUUGGUUUCACGCUGCGUGCGAUCCGCGUGUACGCGUGUGACAGCGACGUCUACACAGUCUACCACAUGGUGUGGAACGUGGAAGACGGUGGACCUGCCCAAAAAGCAGGACUCAAAGCUGGAGACCUCAUUACUCAUGUAAACGGGGAACCAGUUCACGGUCUGGUCCACACUGAAGUGGUGGAGCUCCUGCUCAAGAGUGGUAGCAAAGUUGCAAUCUCCACAACCCCCUUUGAAAACACGUCAAUAAAAACUGGCCCCGCCCGGAGAAACAGCUACAGAAGCAAAAUGGUUCGAUGUGCUAAGAAGCCCAAGAAGGAAAACAUGCCAGAAAGGCGGCGGUCUCUCUUCAGGCGUUUCGCCAUGCAGCCGUCUCCUCUCCUGCACACAAGCCGCAGUUUUUCCUCUCUGAACCACUCCCUGUCGUCUGGUGAGAGUCUCCCCGGCUCUCCGACUCACAGUCUCUCUCCUCGUUCUCCGACCGCAGCCUUUCAUCCAACACCAGAUUUCAACCAGUCGGCUGGCACCUCCUCUCAGAGUAGCUCUCCCAACUCCAGCGCUCCAAACUCGCCCGCAGGCUCGGGUCACAUACGUCCCAGCACCCUUCAUGGUCUCGGCCCCAAACUACCAGGUCAAAGGCUUCGUCAGGGACGGCGCAAGUCCGCCGGCAGCAUUCCCCUGUCUCCUUUGGCUCGUACUCCUUCACCCACCCCCCAGCCGCCGUCUCCUCAGCGCUCACCUUCUCCUCUUCUCAGUGGACAUUCUGUUGCUGUUUCAAAAACAACCCAACCCUUCCCCGCCAAGAUACAUUCCCCACCCACAAUAGUUCGCCAUAUUGUCCGUCCUAAAAGUGCUGAGCCACCCCGCUCACCCCUCCUAAAGCGUGUUCAGUCUGAGGAGAAGCUUUCACCCUCAUACACAGGCGAUAAGAAGCACCUGUGCCCCAGAAAACACAGUCUGGAAGUGACCCAAGAGGAGGUCCAGGGGGAGGAGCUAAUAGCCGGAGACCAGGAUUACGCUGUUCUGCAGAGCGUGGAAGAGACGGCCAGUGAGCCGCUGACCGUCACACGUGUACGACCUGUUGAGCAGGGCUGCUUGAAGAGGCCAGUCACUCGAAAAAUGAGUCGGCAGGAGUCUGUUGAGGAGCUCGAUAAGGAGAAGCUGAAGACCAAGGUGGUUGUGAAAAGACAAGACUGGUCACAAAAAAGGGAGUCUCUGCAGAAGCAAGAUGCCCUGUUUGAAACAGACUCCAACCCCUCGUGUGGUGAUGACGGAGAUGAAGGUUUUCUUCUCAGGUGUCAAACCAAAUUGCAGAGUAGCCCAGAGUGUGUCCCCGUGGAAGCCAAAGCCACCAGCAGCACCUUGAAGGACGUGCUCUAUAAGAAACUGAACACUCGAGUGUCUGAGGUUAUUCCUGAACCGUCUGCUGCUGUUGGUGAAAGUGAGGGCGGAUUCAGAUCAACCCUUACUUCAAGUCACUCGGACUGGCAGCAUUCCAGACCGAACAAAGACAAUAUGAAGCCAGACCGACUGGACUUCAAAGCUCCCAGCAUUGAGUUUACCAGGAAGAGAUUGUCCUUUGAAGAACGAGAAGACUGCAUGUGUCGGAUGUCGUCCAGCAUCCACGAAAACCUCCACUUUGGAUCUAGCCGGUCUAAAAGCCUCCAGCUGGAUACGGUCAUGUCCCCUGACUAUAUGAAGGGAGGACCAGGAAGUGUUCACUCCAGCCCUGAAGGUCUUGUCCCAAAGCUCUUUUUGGGUAGAGGAGAGAGUGCCGUGGAGAAACUCCAGCUCAUUUCAGCAGACGCUCCUCUUCGAAAGACAUCAUCGGAAUAUAAACUCGAAGGACGACUCGUCUCUUCUCUCAAACCUUUGGAAGGCACACUGGACAUCGGGCUGCUCUCUGGGCCCAGAAUCUCCAAAACUGACACGUGUUUAUCCAAGAUGGCAGAGAACACCAGCAGCAGUAUUUCUACGAGUCCUCCACUGUGGCUCCAGAGCUCCAGUGAGAGACAGAUAACCAUCCCCAAACUCAAAUCUGCAGACAAACUGAAGAGCCCGCUGGCAUGUUCCCAAAACUCUGAAUCCGGCUUUCCUGCAACUCCCACACUUGUGUCCAAAGUCCAGUCUGGUAAUUUAACCGCAGAGGUGAGCAGCAGUUCAAGUGGUGACAAACCGCAGGAUAAACACAGCGACUCAUUAAACAGCAACACGUCCAAAGGCAACACCUCAACUUUUACAGUGAAGCAAGAGAGCAGACCUGGUAUGAAGGCCAGUUCAUCACUGGCUCAUGAACACAGAGGUGCCCGUCAUACCUCCCACUUCUCCUCCUGUGGAAAAACACCGUCUAUACGGGAAGUCAGCAAUGAAGAUCAGGAUGAUGAAGUGGAACAGCAGGAGGUCACAGUGGACACUGCUGCUGCGCACGGUUUGACCUCGGCAAAGCCGGAGGAAGUCACAAAAACAUCCUCAACACCUGCGCAAGUGGAGAUUCCAGUCAGAGCUGCAGAGGAACAGUUCACCUUGACACUGAAGCCCAGUUUGAGCUCGCGAUUGGUGACAGAACAACUUCAGAACCGCGAGCAACGAGUCCCCAUCGUAGAGGACAACGUCUCAUCUGUUCAGGUCGUUUCAGCACAGCAGCAGUCACACAGCUCGUCUUCACACGCAGAACCACACAGCCCCUUCCACGCGGCUUUGUCCGGUUCUGUGUGUGAAGACAAAAGCUGUAACGUAAAAGUAGAAACACGCGACUGCAGCGGUAAAGACGUGUCACAGUCUGCAAAGUCAGCAGUGCUUGUUGCCAGUGACUUGGCUGGCUCCUGCUCUAAAAAUGAAGUGUUAUGUGCCGCAGCAGGUAAAGCGGAGCCGAAGGGAGGGGCUUCCAGCCAAACACUGAAUACGGUGACCUCAUUAGACGAUGUUACACAAGGCGCACUGAGUUUAAACAAAAAUAAAGGCAACACUGUGUCUGUUGGAGUCGAGAGCAGUAACUUAUUGAGGCAGAAGAACGAUGAAUCCAUGAAGAACAGAGGUGGUUCGAAGAAGCCUGAGCAGCUGCUGUCAGUCACCUGUCCAUCAGAAAAAACACCGCACAAAUCAUCCAAUUCACAAAACCACGUCAACACUAAAGAAAGCGUGAAUGCAAACACAGACCUCUCUGCAGCAAAUCAGGGAGGCUCGGCUUCAUCCAGCGCAAGUGAAAAGGCUUCAAGUCCCAGAGGUAAUUCCAGAGCUGCUGCACAAACUCCAUCACAUGGCAGCGUGACUGCAGAGAGAGAGAGGAAAUCAGCUGAAGCAAAGUCGCAUAAUUACGUCUCUCCACCCGCACCCGCUAAGAGCAGUCCAAACUCCAAACGUCGAGGUUUGGCUAAAGACACUGUGCCCUCAAGUUCAACUGCUCAAGUAGCAAUCCAGGACUUGAAACAGCACUCACUGCUGCCCUCUGCAGGCUGCUGUGACGUGAAGCGGGAAGAAACGGCACCUCCGACGCAUUCUUCCGUUCAGCCUGCCAGGGAAAGCACAGAUGUCAAGCAAAGAGAAGCUCAGCCCAAAGGCUCUGUAGCAACCGCAACUCGCCCCCUUAAAGUUACUGAGUCGAAGCUAAAAUCCCCCCUUCUGAAAAGUGUAUCCUCAUCCUCCUCUCCAAAGCCCGCUGUCGCUCCGGCACCCGUUGUGAAACAGAGCGUCGAUGCCAAAUUCAAAGAUGCCCUGCCCAAAACCCAAGCACCAGCUGUCAAGGACUAUCAUGAGUCAAAACCAAAAGACGUUGCUUCACUUCUGCCGCGGUCAGAUGUUCCCGCUCAGCUUGAAGCUCCAGCGAUGUCGCCAAAAACUGCAGCAAAGAAAGACGCGCGUUCGUCACACAGCGCCAGCUUUACAGGUGGCAUCUCCUGCUGCACCCUCCAUGAGCCCGUUGCCAAAGCGCCCAAGGAAGGCUUCAGACCGGACACUCACAAAGGUCCUGGCGCAAGUGACUCAAGAGCUGCCACCUCUGACAAACAGGUGACUUCCAGCUGCAAGGAGCAGACGGAGAGGAAGAAGGACGCUGUUCAGGAAGCAACGUCGGUGCAGAAAAACACAAAAAAGGAAAUGUCAAAAGGUGCUUUGUGUGUCAGUAAAGAUGGCGCCGGUUCAGACAAAGAUGGUGGUCGGUGCAAGCAGCAGAAAGAGUCGCCUCGUAGUUCGGGUAACAAAAAGUAACGAGGGCGCGGAAAUUAGCUGCCGUGACUCCAACAGGUAAAAACAAAAACAAACAGUUAAUAUUGGGCUGUUCUGAGGACCGAGCAAGCUGUUACAGUGGGUCACUCUGACCGAGGUAGGUGUGUGUGCGUGGGUGUAUGUGUGUGUGCAUUCAUUGAGGAUGAUGACUCCUUUCAUGUCUGUAGGCCUGAAUGUAGGCGAUCGUUUGUUGAUUACUUCUGAAAGUGUCAAACUUUUUUCAUCAAGUGAAUGUUCCGGCGCGUUGUUGUUUCUGUCGGUAGCAGAAGGCAUUGUGCAAUCAGUGACAGGUGGGAGGAGCCUUACCAAGGCAGCGAUGUACUUUAGAUUCAGUGCCAUAAAUGAUUUUUUUGAAUUGCACUCUACGAGGCUUCAGUGCCGCCGGACUUUUAAUGCAGUACAUGACGCAGCUUAGCUUAGCCAUUUAGCAGCAUAUGCGUGUUUCUGGUCAGUAUAAGCUGAAUUAUUUUAGUGUUUUGUGCAGUAAUACACAAAGGGAGCACACUACGCCCUGCGCGUCUCACCUAAAACUUUAAAAAUGCGGAAUCAUCUUGGCAGUUCACGAAUCAUAAUUAGCGACAGGGCCUUAGAAUUAUGGGAAACGAACCUUGCUGUUCUUAGCAAGGCGUGGUGUUAUUCACAUUCCUCCGACAUCUGUACAUAUAUCUUUGAUUUUUAUGCAGUAUGGUGUAAAUAGAACACUGUAAAACGGGGAUACACGGGCUGACAUGAUUGUUGUUUGUAUUAUAUGUAUAGAUUUUUUUUGCAGUGUCAUGUUUGUAUGCUCGAUAGUAGAAAAACUGUGUUCCAUUUGAUCAGUCAGUGAUCUGAAGUUAAGCUACUGUGACGUGUUUUCUUCUCCCUGUGACUUUCACAUAUGACUACAUGAUCCAAAAUUAAUUUGAACACAGAAAGAAAAGGCAUAAGGGGGAACCAGACUAUUUUUGUAAAAAA
Molecule: messenger RNA, 8867 nt
Organism: Thalassophryne amazonica
Lineage: Eukaryota; Metazoa; Chordata; Actinopteri; Batrachoidiformes; Batrachoididae
Gene: mast4
Product: microtubule associated serine/threonine kinase family member 4
Exons: 31
Coding region: 399-7895 (2498 amino acids)
Biological process (GO): peptidyl-serine phosphorylation; intracellular signal transduction
Molecular function (GO): protein binding; magnesium ion binding; ATP binding
Source: RefSeq, a predicted model, not a curated record